UGCUGGGGGAACAAAAUAUCUGGAAGCGACCGUGAAGUGUCAUGUCGUCUCCGGCAGUUCUUGGCUGACUUUUACCUUUUUUUUCUCCUCUCCCUCUCCCCCUCUGUGUGUGUGUGUGUGUGUGUGUGUGUGUGUGUGUGUGUGUAUGUGAACUGGAGCCGGAGCGCAGCGCGGAGAGGAGAGCAGACCUCUUUCUGAGUGACUGGACAGACUGGGACAGACGGACACAGAGCGGACAGUCACAACUGUCUCCCCACAGUUUGACAUUACACUGAGGUUACAGCGUCAGAGAUGACGGGGGGCUGCUUGUUCACGACUGGACUGCUUCUUCUCGCUGCGUGUGUGAAGCUUGCUGUUUGGGCCAAUGAUGGGGACGCAGUGUUCAUCAGGGAAUUCACUCUGAUUCGACGAGACCACCUUGCAGAGGAGCCUCUCCAUGAUGGCAACCAGAAACCAGAGGACCCAAGCUCACGGACGGCCCGAUCAGAAGAGGACAGAGACACUCUGUGGGAUGCCUGGGGCUCGUGGAGUGAAUGCUCCCGUACCUGCGGAGGAGGCGCCUCAUACUCGCUCAGACGAUGCCUCAGUUCCAAGACCUGUGAAGGACAGAAUAUCAAAUAUCGCACAUGCAGUAAUGUGGAUUGCCCUCCAGAUUCAGGUGAUUUCCGUGCCCAGCAGUGUUCAGCUCAUGCAGACGUGCGAUAUCAGGGUCAGUACCAUGAGUGGCUGCCUGUGUACAACGACCCAGACAACCCCUGCACUCUUAAGUGCAAAGCCAAGGACUUGGGCGUUGUGGUGGAGCUGGCGCCCAAGGUUCUGGAUGGGACACGCUGUUACACUGAAUCCUUGGACAUGUGUAUCAGUGGAAUCUGCCAGAUUGUAGGUUGUGAUCAUGAGUUGGGGAGCACAGCAAAGGAAGACAACUGCGGUGUGUGCAAUGGAGAUGGCUUAUCCUGCAGACUGGUGCGAGGACACUACAAAUCCCAGCAUACAUCAGGAAAAACUGAGGACACAGUUGUUGCCGUCCCCUAUAAGAGUCGUCAUGUGCGUCUAGUCCUGAAAGGCCCGGAUCACUUGUACGUGGAGAGUAAGACUCUACAAGGUGUAAAAGAUGAGCUGUUCUUUGACGAGUCAGGGCAGUAUCACCUGGAGAACACCACCCUGGACUACCAGAAACUGUCAGAUAAGGAGGUCCUGAGGAUCACUGGCCCGCUGGGAGCUGACUUCACAGUCAAAGUGCAGUUAGCCAGUGGAGCAGACAGUGUGGUCCAGUACAUCUACUACCAGCCCAUUAUCCACCGCUGGAGAGAGACCGACUUCUUCCCUUGCUCCGUCACCUGUGGUGGAGGGUACCAGCUGACCUCGGCAGAGUGCUUUGACCUUCGGAGCAGCAAGGUGGUUGUAGAUCAGUACUGCCAUUAUUACCCAGAGAACAUCAAACCUAAACCCAAACUGCAGGAAUGCAACAUGGAGCCCUGCCUGGCCAGUGACGGCUACAAGCAAAUAAUGCCAUAUGACCUCUACCACCCGCUGCCUCGAUGGGAGAGCAGUCCGUGGACCGCGUGCUCCACCUCCUGCGGCGGAGGCAUCCAGAGUCGCUCAGUAUCCUGCGUGGAGGAGGACAUGCAGGGCAUCAUCACUCCCACUGAGGAGUGGAAGUGUCUUUACUCCCCCAAGACGGCUAUCCUGCAGCCCUGCAACACCUUCGACUGCCCCACCUGGCUGGCACAGGAGUGGUCACCGUGCACGGUGACCUGUGGUCAGGGUCUGCGCUACAGGGUGGUGUUAUGCAUUGAUCACAGAGGCCUCCAUGCUGGAGGUUGUAAUCCCACCACCAAGCCCCACAUCAAGGAGGAAUGCCUGGUGACUGUGCCCUGUUAUAAGUCCAUCGAUACGCUUCCAGUCGAGGCAAAACCUGUGUGGCAUAAGCAGGCCAUAGAACUGGAGGAGGAGAUCAGCGUUACUGAGGAACCAACCUUCAUCCCUGGUCCCUGGCAGCCCUGCAGCAGGACAUGCGGCGCCGGGACCCAACGACGUAGCGUUAAGUGCCAGGUCUUGCUAUCCUUCUCCCAGACUGUUGCUGACCUGCCUGAUGACGAGUGUGAGGGGGUGAAACCUGCUACGAGUCAGCCCUGCUACCGUACUCCCUGCUCUGGUGUUUCGGGCCAAGGAAAAGAAAGCGAAAAGGAGGGAGAGGAAGAAGAGGAGGAGGGGGAGGGGGAGACACCUGGAAGAGAGGAACUGCACGACUGGGAGUACGAGGGGUUUACGGAGUGCUCAGAGAGUUGUGGGGGAGGUGUGCAGGAGGCGGUGGUCAUCUGCCUGAACAAGCAGACUAGGGAGGCAGCAGAUCAGACCCUGUGUGUGAGCUCCCGUCGGCCCCCGCAACUCCUGCAGGACUGCAAAACUCAGCCCUGCCCACCCAGGUGGGAAACAGGGGAGUGGAGUUCAUGCUCUGCUACCUGUGGGGUUGGUCUGAUGACACGCACUGUGGCGUGCACUCACCAGCCCUCUCGGGACAGCAACCGUACUGAGGUUUUGAGGGAUGAAGACUGUCAGAGCCCCAAACCCAAUCCUGUCCAAGCCUGCAACCGCUUUGACUGCCCUCCUGUGUGGGACACACGUGACUGGGGACAGUGCUCCCAGAGCUGUGGUGGUGGAUUUCAAAAGAGGCAGGUCCUGUGCAAACAGCGGUUGGCGGAUGGCAGCAUCCUGGAGCUGCCUGACACCUUUUGCCCUUCAAAGACUCCUGCAAAUCAGCAGCCCUGUGGCAAACAAGAGUGCCCACCUCAAUGGGUCACAACUGACUGGUCCCAGUGCUCAGUGACCUGUGGAAAUGGCAUUCAGAGACUACAGUCAGUCUGCAGAAAACAAGGGGCAGGAAGGGGACAUUGGAUCGUAGCCUCUGAAAACUGUUCCCUAAUGGCUCGGCCCACCAAAAUCCGGCCAUGCUCCCUCAGGCUCUGUGAGAACUCUGUCAAGCCUGAUCCCACCAUACUGGCCCAGAAGAAGGUGUAUAUCCAGUGGAGGAAGGGCAAAAAGAUACAGCUGAUAGUGGGAGGCUAUGCCUACCUGCUCCCUUGGACAACUGUGGUCCUUCGCUGCCCAACCCGCCACUUCCGCAAAGGCCAAAUCCGAUGGUUGAAGGAGGGAAAGCCCUUGGUCAGUCUCCCACAUCUCUCUAUAACACCACUAGGAUACAUGAAGAUUCAGCAGGUUCGUGCAUCUGAUGCAGGGGUAUACACAUGCAUCGCAGGUCAGGCACAAGAACAUUUUGUCCUACAGAUCAUUGGCAGCAAGCAGAAGCUCUCUGUUCCAGAGUCAUUGCUCGUGGCAGAUGGACAACAAAAGGUUGGGCAGCCAGAUGUGCCCACAACAGGAGAAAGAUUUCAGGAACUACCGAUCUCCCUCAAUCAAUAUGACAACAUUGUUGAGCAGUUGCUUGAACUCAAAGGUUCCCUCCAAGAUGAAAAAGACACUGCUGACAAAACACACUCAAGUGAAAAGAACAGGUCGACGCUGGAGGAUGAGAGAGCUAGCUCAGAACUUUCAAACCUUCCUGUGCUCAUUGCCGAUACCCACAGGCUAGAUGAGAUCAUGCACAACUUCUCUGAAGGCCUCGGAGGACCAUGGGGGGAACAACUCAUUGCGCAAUUGCUCAGUGAGCUCACUAUGACACAAGGAGAAACCAACGAGUCUACUCUUCAUCCCCCGGACAGUGCAGAAUCUUCCACGCAAGGGCCCCUCCUUUAUAAACAGAACAUCAAAGCCCACACGUCCAGGCCAAGAAGCCCGGUGAUAAUCCAACGCUCCAGAAAGGUGGGAGCUGUGCUGUCAUCUGAAAUGAUAGUUCAUGUGGGAGCGCCAGUUUUUCUGCAGAAACCCAUAACUAGUUUGGAGCUGAGGUGUGAGGCACUAGGGAACCCUGAGCCAUCCCUGACAUGGACAAAGAAUGGAAAAGAGUUGAACUACAAUAGCAGAGUAGGCCUGUUGUCCACCGGCUCACUUAGGAUCCAGUCUCCAAGCAAGGCAGAUGAGGGUCUGUACACCUGCACUGCCAGGAACCAUUUUGGAUUGACAUCUCUUUCGUCUUGGCUGCAGAUUUCAGGUGGCAAAGGAAGAAACUGUGUCCAGGGUAAUGGUAUGGGAACAAAUGGCCCUAUUUGCUCUGAGAGGAGUAACAGUAACCAGUCAGCUGAGCUGUGCCAUGGACAAUCCUGCCCCCUCAGGUGGCGAAUGGAUCCUUGGUCUCCAUGCUCAACCAAUUGUGGAGGUGGGUCCCAGUCCAGGAGUGUCCGCUGCAUGAAGGGUCCCGAGGGCAAAUCAAGAGAGGUGGAGGGCCAGCACUGCCUCGGCACAGGGAGGAGACCCUCUGACACCAGGCUAUGCAACCUACAGCCCUGUGCCAGAUGGGCCACUACCCACUGGGGAGCGUGUCACGGUCAAUGUGUGGGUCCCAGUUUGGCCACACAGCACCGCCAUGUUUACUGCCAAGACAACAAUGCCACCAAACUCCCCUACAGGAUGUGCAGUGGACUCCAGAGGCCCAGCUCUGUAAAGAAUUGCUCCACAGAUGCCUGUGCCCUUCAGUGGCGUGCAGGGCCGUGGACGCAGUGCACUGCCACCUGUGGACGGCACGGUUUCCAGUCACGCCAGGUGACCUGCAUCCACCGUCGAACUGGAAAGGCCACACGUGAACAUCACUGCAUGUGGAAGCCGCGCCCUCCCAGCUGGCAGCGAUGCAAUAUUUUGUCCUGUGGCAGAGCAGGAGAGUGUCGAGACAGCACGAGGUACUGCGAAAAAGUUCGACAGCUAGAGCUUUGUCCGCUGCCCCAGUUUAAGAGUCGCUGCUGUCAUUCCUGCCAAAACACCUGAGACUGGGAUGUAAAACGAGGGCCAUGGACGACCUUGAUAGGUCAGAAAGAUGCUCCAACAGCCGACAGAGACUUGAAACCUCAGUGCCCCAUCCUUACACCCACAACUGUCUUCAAUGAUCAGUCUUGGCUGGGGAUGCCUAAGUGUGGAGGAAUGUUUGGAUGAUCAUACCUUGAGUGGUUGUGAUCUUAUUUCCUCAAAGAUAUUGUGUGUUGGUUUGAAUUUGAAAGUUUUGAGAGGAGUGUCUGCUAAUGAAGGCUUCAGUUUUACUUCUUUUUUUUUUUUUUUUUUUUUUU
Messenger RNA from Epinephelus fuscoguttatus (brown-marbled grouper), 5171 nucleotides. Its product is annotated as ADAMTS-like protein 1. Gene Ontology annotation, molecular function: metalloendopeptidase activity. NCBI's taxonomy places the organism in Eukaryota, Metazoa, Chordata, Actinopteri, Perciformes, Serranidae. The transcript is spliced from 26 exons. The record is from RefSeq and is a predicted model, not a curated record. Bases 292 to 4875 code for a protein of 1527 amino acids. Gene Ontology annotation, cellular component: extracellular matrix. Gene Ontology annotation, biological process: extracellular matrix organization.